Messenger RNA from Microthlaspi erraticum, 987 nucleotides. The record is from the annotation of a GenBank genome assembly. Lineage: Eukaryota; Viridiplantae; Streptophyta; Magnoliopsida; Brassicales; Brassicaceae.
AUGUCUUCAGAGCUUUUCCGGUCACUCGUUGCAUCGCCGGAGCUGUACCAGGUGAGACGAUCCUUGUAUGACUGCACCAAACCAUGUCUCUAUGUUGUUCUUCAGAACAUGGAGAACUCAGAAAACCGUGUCUAUAUUCUCCGGCGGAAACCCAACGGUGGUCGCCGCUUGGUUCUUAUCCCGUCGCUUCCCGCUAUGCCUCGCGCAGCAAGCAUUGUCGCGGUGGAUUCGAAGAUACAUGUGUUCGGUGGGUAUAAGUCUAACCAUCAGGGCAAGACAUCAAGUGCUUUUAGCAUCGACUGCUUAUCUCAUACGGUGCAACCUCUUCUGAGCAUGCCUGUGCCCGUGGCUAGUUCAGUCGCCUGUAUCAUCGACAAGAAGAUUUACGUAUUUGGAUUCACAAGUUAUAACACCAAGGCCAUGGUUGUGUUCAACACAGAAACACAAACAUGGGAGCAGCCUGGGAUGAUAGAGCCAGAUAUCGAGCUAGGUCAUAGGUUGUAUGAUUGUGUGGUGAUGGAUAAUAAGAUGUACACGAUGGGUUCUUCUUCUAAUAGCUUAGUUUACGAGCCAAAAGAAAAAAAAUGGAAAGAAUCGGAAUGGAGACUGGGUAAUAGACAGUACUGGAAGAGUGCGUGUGUCAUUGAUGAUGUAUGUUACUACUACGAUCGUCGUGACAACAAGUUAAUGGCGUAUGACAUAAAGGAGAGGCAUCGGGAAGUGGUCGUUGGUGCGAAUGAAUUUUUGGCUAAGGCGAGACGUUCAGGAGGCUGGUGGCCAUGCACUACUGUGAGUUACGGUGGGAAAUUGCUUGUCCUUUUUACCAAAAAAGUUGAAAUAGUAAAAGAGCUUUGGUGUGCUGAGAUUACGCUUGGAGAACGCAAUGGACAAACUAUUUCAGAUGAAGUUGAGUGGUACGAUGUUGUGUUUGCUGGGCAUUUUAACUUGAUAGAAUCUCUAGCUGCUGAAUCUAUCCUUCAUAUAUAA